AUGUGUGUUCCGUCCGCUUCCCCCCCCCCCCCCACAUGCGAGUUCCUGCCUGGAUCACAACUCCUAGCCAAUCGUCAGCAGAUGGACAAGGACGGCGUCGACACCACAGCCCUGGCCUUUGACAGCCUAUGGCGAGAUGAUGUCGUCAUCUUCGACUAUCGAACUGUUCACCGUGGCGUUGCUAACCGCCAUGCCUCGAAGUACCGGCCUCUCAUGUACCAGGUGUACACGAAAGAAUGGUUCAAGGACUUGGUUAACUUUGGCACCGAGUCGCUCCAUGAUGCGCCCGCGGACUCUAAAUAG
Molecule: messenger RNA, 303 nt
Organism: Salpingoeca rosetta
Lineage: Eukaryota; Choanoflagellata; Craspedida; Salpingoecidae
Exons: 2
Coding region: 1-303 (100 amino acids)
Source: RefSeq, a predicted model, not a curated record